UCUCAAAAACCUGUCCCGGAAAGCACCCUAACUAGACAAACUCAAUUUAGCGGCGACGCUGGCUGGAUUUUACAAUUCAAGAAACCAUUGAUUGAAGAUGGAGGAUGGAGGAGUUGUUCCAGAGUCGGUAACAGAGGCAGUAAAUAGAACUUCAACCAACUUCGAAGAAUUCCGAACUCAUUUCGUCGAUUUCUUGCCCCUUUGUGAGCCGAAUACUCUCUCCGAAUUGGACCCUCUUCAGCGUGCUCAAGCUCUGCUCUUGCUCGCCAAAGCCACCACCACACUCUUCACAUUGAAGCUGCGUUGCAAUGGUGUUGACCCAGAUGACCAUCCUCUCAGAUCGGAACUUGAGAGAUUGAACUUGUACCAGGAGAAGCUAGAUAGGUGCAUAAAUUUGAGCAAUGCUCCCCUGCGACCUUCAACUACUUUAAACUAUCAGGCAGCUACCCGUUUCAUUGAGCAUUCAUUGCCUGAACUAACUCCUGAGCAAAGGAAGAACAUGAGGGAGAUCAGUAGACGGGAAGGGGUAAAUCGUGGGAAUUCAGAGGGAAACGUCAAUAAGAGGAGGAAGUAUCUUUCAUCAGAUAAAACUUCUGUGAAGACUGCUGCCCAAGAGUUUCUCGAGAAAGCAGCUCGUGAGCUUCUUGGUGAUGAUAAAAGUUCCUUCAAAGGGCCUUUAAAGCCUCAAGAUACAGAUGAAGAUGACAUGUCUCUUAGCUGAUCCUUAGGAUACCAUGGCCAGUCUUUGGAGUACAUAUCCUGCAUGUUUGUUUUUGGUAAGAGGUAAGUUCUGCAUACAUUUACCCUCCUCAGACCCUACUUCAUAUGGGAUUUUCUGUGCUCGUUUAUACUGAAUGUUAUUUUGAACCCCUCUGUUUUUUCGUUAGGUUCACAUGAAUGUUAUAAGUAGGAUUUUGUAGUAUAAAAUUGGCAUAUUGCUGCUAAAUUUCAAAGGGUAAGUUUCCAAGUUGUAGUUGAUGUGGUUCUUGUUAUCAGUGGUGAUGAUUGAGG
This is a messenger RNA of Cynara cardunculus var. scolymus (artichoke), 1011 nucleotides long. Its product is annotated as nuclear nucleic acid-binding protein C1D. Gene Ontology annotation, molecular function: RNA binding; DNA binding. The record is from RefSeq and is a predicted model, not a curated record. NCBI's taxonomy places the organism in Eukaryota, Viridiplantae, Streptophyta, Magnoliopsida, Asterales, Asteraceae. The transcript has 6 exons. Gene Ontology annotation, biological process: regulation of gene expression; maturation of 5.8S rRNA. The coding region runs from base 98 to 721 and encodes 207 amino acids. Gene Ontology annotation, cellular component: nucleolus; exosome (RNase complex).